Messenger RNA from Gossypium raimondii (Peruvian cotton), 630 nucleotides. Its product is annotated as receptor-like protein 13. The record is from RefSeq and is a predicted model, not a curated record. Bases 1 to 630 code for a protein of 209 amino acids. Gene Ontology annotation, molecular function: protein binding. The transcript has a single exon. NCBI's taxonomy places the organism in Eukaryota, Viridiplantae, Streptophyta, Magnoliopsida, Malvales, Malvaceae.
AUGUUAUCUCUCUCUUACAAUCAGUUUUCCGAAAAUAUAUCUGCCCUUCAGAGCUUAAAAUUGCUUGAAUCUUUGGACCUCUCUACUAAUCAGUUCUCUGGAUAUAUAUCUGCACUUAAGAGCUUAACAUUGCUUGAAUCUUUAGACCUCUCUUCUAAUCAAUUCUAUGGAAAUAUAUCUGCCCUUGAAAAUCUAACAUCCCUCCAAUUGUUGGAUAUUUCAAACAAUAAAUUUCACAUCCUAAGCUCAUUAAGACCCUUGUUCAACCUUUCAAAACUCAAGUACCUCUAUGCAGAUAACAACACCAUACAUGCUGAUGAUCAUGAGAUGUCGAAUUCUUCGGCUCCAAGGUUCCAAUUGAGUUCCAUCAGCGUCUCUUGUUGUCGAAGUGUAGGGUCAUUUCCACAAUUCUUGUACCAUCAAAGUGAGUUGCAGGAUGUUACUCUCUCAGACAUAUAUUUCAAGGUGGAUCGAUUCCCGUUUUGGUUGGUGGAAAACAACACGGAGCUAAGGAGUCAGUAUCUGGUGAAUUCGUCUCUGUCAGGGCCUUUUCAAGUGCCAUCGCAUGUGCAUUCUACUUUAUCAUAUUUGGAUAUCUCCAACAAUGCCUUCAGUAGAACAUCCCAGUAA